CAAACAAUCAAGAUGGUCACUUAAAUUUUCUACAGUGGUGAAAACAUAUUCAACAAUCCUGCACAACUUGAACUUUAUUUCCACACAGGACAGAGGAUAACCGAAUCAUUUGUGAAAGAACAAGAAGAGAAGAUAUCAGCAUUUCAAAAAAUGGAAGCUAUUGCAGCAGGUUUUUGGGGUUUUCUCGUCUCUUUGCUGACUGCCAUGGCUUUUGUGUCUUUGGCAUCCAUCCCUCUCCAGAUAGCGAUGAUAGUUAUUGGAGCAAAAUACAAAGACGAUUGCCCAGUUGAAGAAAUGAUCCCUAUUUACCUCAUAGUAGCGGGAGCUGCUAGCCUAUUCGCCAAUUGUUGUACCUGCGGUGUGAAAUACAACCAGCAAGAGAAUGAUGGGCAGACUGUAAACCCACUGCAGGCUUUGGUGCAAUUUUUUCUUUUCGCUUGGUUCAUUUGUGGGAAUGUAUGGAUUUACACAAACUAUGAGCCGAAUUACACGGACCCAUCAAGUCUGGGCUACUGCCAUAAGACACUUUAUCUAUUUGCAUUCUGGGCCACAAAUUCUGCCUACAUUCUUCACGGAUUCGUAUUAGUCUGUUUCUGUUGCCUUGGGACUUGCACGGCCGCUGCAGGCGUCGCUCAAGUAGUAUAGAUGUGUAAAGAUCUGAAAGGAGAUUACUUUCAUGCCGAUGCUAAUAAUAAACAAAAAACGAUGAACACGAAAUAUUCAGUUUUCGUUGUUAAAAUGAAGGAUUGAAAGGAAAGAAUGAUUUGCCUCACUGAGUCAAAUAAGUUGCGACACUGUGAUGGGUAAUUAGUAUAGAAUUUAUUUAUUCUAAGGCAAUUGUUGCUUGCUUUGAGGUCAUUAAAUUUUCACCCUAUUCA
Messenger RNA from Stylophora pistillata, 878 nucleotides. RefSeq names its product transmembrane protein 272. The record is from RefSeq and is a predicted model, not a curated record. NCBI's taxonomy places the organism in Eukaryota, Metazoa, Cnidaria, Anthozoa, Scleractinia, Pocilloporidae.